This is a messenger RNA of Cucurbitaria berberidis CBS 394.84, 1271 nucleotides long. RefSeq lists its product as uncharacterized. The coding region runs from base 408 to 971 and encodes 187 amino acids. NCBI's taxonomy places the organism in Eukaryota, Fungi, Ascomycota, Dothideomycetes, Pleosporales, Cucurbitariaceae. The transcript has 3 exons. The record is from RefSeq and is a predicted model, not a curated record.
CUGCGUUUUUAAUACCAGGCACAAUUUCAAUUCUGAUAACCCCAUUUGCAGAACUAAUCAUAGACGAAACAUGACAUUCAGCGUGAGGCUGUGCUACACAUAUCGUCCCUCUCGAUGCUACCUUCCGUCAUCGCAAGGUAUCUAUGAGGCCGCAGGGACUUCUCCCGUUUCGGAACCAGCGUUUAUCUUCUCUGCAUGUGUCAGAACGAUUCACUCUGACGAUUACUUGAAUGUGGUAUAUAUAAUAUACAACGGGUAUCCUCAGGAUCCUUCAACUCCAUCACCAAAUUCAACACCAAACUUGUCUUCUUACAUUCCCUUGUACUACGAUUCUACUUCCAGGCGAAGUCGACGUCGAAGCAAUCUUUAUUCUAGGCCAGACAUCACCUUUCCACUUCAUUGCUACAAUGGCACCUCUCUUCAAAAUCGUGGCUCUUUUAAACCUCUCUCUCUACGUCGCCGCACAAGGCACUCAGUUUAUCACCGGACCAUGCACAUCCGAUGCUGAUUGCGCCAGUUCCUGCUGCGGGUUUACCAGUGGAAAAUGCGCAGGGCCAGUGGUCGCACAGGAACGGGACGGAGGCUGUGGCUUUGGCAAUUCUCAACCGAAUGAUGAUGCUGCUCAAGCCCUUACAGGCGGGAACGGAAAUACGAACGCUCAAGCCGAUGCAACUCUGCCAGUUGCAAAUCCACCAGCUGCUACUCAACCAGGAGCUCCCGCUCAGACAGCGCCGGCUACGGGUAAUGAAGCUGGCAAUGGCGCUGGCAAGCAAUUUAUUACUGGCGCUUGUUCCUCGGAUGCCGAUUGUGCUGCAGGGUGUUGCGGAUUCCGCUCAGGAAAGUGCGCGGGUCCGGUAGUGGCACAAGAGAGAGAUGGAGGUUGCGGUUUUGGUGACGGGCAGCCCAAUGACAAUGCUGCUCAAGCGCUUCGAGGACAGCGGCUGGGAAAGAGAGGCGUUGGAUACAUGUAAAGCAAUGGCGGCCUCUUUAGAUGAUCUUGGAAGCCGUUGAGCGGAAGUGAGGUGAGACAAGGAGAGGGCGACAAGAGUGUACUAAACCUCCACGCAAAUAAGCGUAGUUGUCCAUGUUGUAUGACAAGUUCAUCAACAUAGACCUCCUAGUAUAUAAGCUUCAUUAGACAAUUCCAAUGAUAACUUUCAAUAGUGUGCCCGUAGAAUAGAAUCAACGGUCCAGAAGCCCAUGGCGGAACCAGCCAAGGGUGCAAUAACUCAGUAGACCUUUGUCCAAUCGGCCGCAUUUUCGUCUGAUAU